Aspergillus fischeri NRRL 181 is the source of this 960-nucleotide messenger RNA. Its product is annotated as SDR family oxidoreductase. The record is from RefSeq and is a predicted model, not a curated record. Gene Ontology annotation, cellular component: cytosol. Bases 1 to 960 code for a protein of 319 amino acids. Lineage: Eukaryota; Fungi; Ascomycota; Eurotiomycetes; Eurotiales; Aspergillaceae. The transcript has 3 exons. Gene Ontology annotation, molecular function: oxidoreductase activity.
AUGUCUUCUACUAUCACCUUGCCGCCAGGCUUCGCCUUCACCCAGACAGUUCACAAUGCUCCCUAUCAUGCCAUCGCGCCGUCGCGGCCCGAGCUCUCGCAGGCAGGGAAGACCGUGCUCAUCACAGGCGGCCACACGGGCAUAGGGUAUGCCAUCGCGCGGGCUUUCGCCCAGGCCAGCGCAAAAAGGCUUAUCAUCAUCGGCCGGCGGGGCAACUUGGUAGCCUCCGCCGCAACACGCCUCGCAUCCGAGUUCCCCUCCACUCAGACCGUAGGGCUCAGAUGCGAUAUUGCCGACGUUGAGUCCGUUGAUAGGCUGUGGAAUUGCCUAGCAAGCGACAAUACUUUUGUCGACGUCGUGGUGCUUAACGCAGCCAAGCUCUCAGCGCAGCCUAUUCUCGACCUAGGCAGGGACAAGGUGUGGGAAGAGUACCUUAUCAACGUACGGACACACCUUGACUUUACCGAACGGUUGUACAAGCAGCCAGAUGCGAAAGUCCGCCAAAAAGCACUUAUCAAUUUGGCUUCUCUUGCGAUCCACGAGAGUAAACUCACCGGCCAGUACCCGAGCUACGCAGCCACUAAGAGUGCGGGGACAAUGCUAGUGCAGCAGAUCGCUAAGGACGUCCCUCCGGAAGAGCUCCAGAUAGUUAGUUACCAUCCUGGCGGUGUCUUCACAGAACUGGCAGAACUCGCGGGUUUCGAGAAGGAUGACCCUCGAUGGGACGAUGAGAAUUUACCAGGGCAGUUUGCUGUGUGGGCUGCGUCUCCAGAGGCAAGGUUCUUGCAUGGGAGGUUUGUAUGGGCAAAGUGGGAUGUGACAGAACUGCUCAACGGGCCACUAAGAAAGCGGAUUGAUGAGGAUGACUCCUUUCUCAAGGUGGGUGUUGUGGGGAUUGAAGAAUGGGAGCAGUCACAGAGGCCUCCUAGAGUUGAAGGCAUAUAUGCACAUGAUGGAUGA